AUGAUGCUGUUCUUCCUGCUGCUGUUGCUGCUGCUGCUGCUGCUUCUUCCAGAGUCCUCCUGUGGGAUGGAGAAGGCCAGAUGCCCCUGGAUCUGGCACAGGGAUGAGGUUCAGCACCUGAAUCAUUACAGGCCAGGAGACUAUGACAUUGCUGCAGCCAUCUCUGCAAUGAAUGCUGAUUUUGUUCCACAUACUUUCAAGAAGCCUGCCUCUGAUGGACCAUUGGAUAUACGAGCCACACUUUACUGGAAGAUCCUCUCCUUCUUGUUUGCCAUUCAAGAGAUCAAUGAGAAUCCCAGUCUCUUGCCCAACAUCACCCUGGGCUAUGACAUCUAUGAAAGCUACGAAAAUGCUAGACUGACUUCUGAUGCAGCCAUAGAUCUGCUUUCAACUCGUCAGGCCCAUGUUCCCAACUACAAGUGUGGCAGACGACAGCAACUGGUGGUUGUCCUUGUUGAAUCAGACUCUGAAAACUCCAAGCAUAUUUCAUAUCUGUUGGGCAUCUACAAAAUUGGACAGCGCCACCCUUUCCUGAGAAACCCCCAGUUUCACAAUCAUUCCAUGGAUGGAGUGUAUUUUGAUGAGAAGGGGAACCUGGCAGCUGACUUGUACAUUGUCAACUGGGUGAAGUUUCCUAACAGUCGAGUAAAACUGCGGUACUGGCAUAGCCUGUCCUUCCUGUUUGCCAUUCAGGAGGUCAACCAGAAUCCAGAGCUCCUGCCCAACAUCACACUUGGCUACAACAUCUAUGAGAGUCAUUAUUAUGGAAGGACCAUGUCCUAUGCCAUGCUGCAGCUGCUUACAGGUGGGGAAAGCCGCCUGCCCAAUUACAAAUGUGAGAGGAAGAAUGAGCCCCUGGCUGUCCUUGAAGGGGUUGAAUCUGAGCUCUCCAUCCUUAUUUCAGCCAUGUCGAGCAUCUACAAGACCCCACAGACGGUGCCUCCUUCCCGAUGUGUCGAGAGCUGUCGCCCUGGAUAUGCCAAGGAGAUCCAGGAAGGAGAACCACCGUGCUGCUACACAUGCACUCCAUGCGCUGAAGGGACCAUCUCCACACAGCAUGAUGCAGACCAUUGCACCAAGUGUCCAGAAGAUCAGCACCCAAACAAGGCCCAAGAUCAAUGUGUCCCCAAGAUUAUAACCUUCUUGUCCUAUAGAGAACCACUGGGGAUCAUCCUGGCUUCCCUUGCACUGUUUUUGUCUUCAGUCACAGCCUGUGUGUUAGGAAUUUUUGUGAAAUACCAAGAAACGCCAAUUAUUAAGGCCAACAAUAGGGACCUCUCCUACAUUCUCCUCCACUCUCUCCUGCUCUCCUUUUGGUCUGCUCUCCUCUUCAUUGGCCGCCCAAAGAAAGUGACCUGCCUUCUCCGACAGACAGCCUUCAGCAUCAUCUUCUCGGUUGCUGUCUCUUCUGUCCUUGCUAAAACCAUCACUGUGGUGCUGGCCUUCCUGGCCACAAAGCCAGGCAACAGGGUGAGGAGAUGGCUGGGGAAGAGCUUGGCCAAUGCCAUUGUCCUUUCCUGUUCCAGCCUGCAAAUACUCAUCAUGAUCAUCUGGCUGGGUACUGCUCCCCCCUUCCCAGACUCUGAUAUGCACUCCCAAGCUGGACAGAUCAUCCUGCAGUGCAAUGAAGGGUCUCUCAUGAUGUUCUACGCUGCACUUGGCUACAUGGGCUUCCUGGCUGCUGUCUGUUUCUUGGUGGCUUUCCUGGCCAGAAAGCUCCCUGGGGCCUUCAAUGAGGCCAAGCUGAUCACCUUCAGCAUGCUGGUCUUCUGCAGUGUCUGGGUAUCCUUUGUGCCCUCCUACCUGAGCACUAAGGGGAAGUACAUGGUGGCUGUGCAGGUCUUCUCCAUCUUGGCCUCCAGUGCCGGGCUUCUGGGCUGCAUCUUCCUUCCCAAGUGUUACAUUGUCAUGUCUAGGCCUGAUCUGAAUACAAAAGAACAUCUUGUGAUGAAAACCAGAGAUGGCAUCUUGACAUAG
Varanus komodoensis (Komodo dragon) is the source of this 1977-nucleotide messenger RNA. RefSeq names its product extracellular calcium-sensing receptor-like. The record is from RefSeq and is a predicted model, not a curated record. Gene Ontology annotation, cellular component: membrane. Gene Ontology annotation, biological process: G protein-coupled receptor signaling pathway. Gene Ontology annotation, molecular function: G protein-coupled receptor activity. The transcript has 6 exons. The coding region runs from base 1 to 1977 and encodes 658 amino acids. NCBI's taxonomy places the organism in Eukaryota, Metazoa, Chordata, Lepidosauria, Squamata, Varanidae.